AUGAUUACUGGCUGUCGUGGAGACGUGAAUGCCAAAAGUCCCUGGUGGGGCAGCGAGGAGGAGGAUAGCAGAGGGGCGUCGCGGGCGGAGUUUGCGGCGCAGGAGUCACCCCAGCUGCCUUUCAGGAAUACUCCCUCUCGACCUGAGAGCACAAGAACAGCUCAAACUGUAAAGGGGUCCGGAGGGGGCGGCCUCUGCCUGAAACUGCGUGACUACGACAUGGAAAGGCGUAUCGGCCCGUUCGAUUUGCCCCAUCCCGCACUGAGGGGGGGGCUCGCCUACCUGCGGGCGUCCCUCGGUGGCGGACCUGGGGCAGCUGGAUAA
This is a messenger RNA of Arctia plantaginis, 324 nucleotides long. Lineage: Eukaryota; Metazoa; Arthropoda; Insecta; Lepidoptera; Erebidae. The record is from the annotation of a GenBank genome assembly.